GGCGGGACGAAGAAGGCGUUUUAGUGUAGCAAGUUAUCAAGUUUGUACCAAAAUAUUCGCUUUUUUAUUUCUGAUAUAUUAUACGUAGGACAUAUAUACAUUAACCAACUAUUAUAUGUUUAUCAGUUGCCUGUCACAGCGUUGGUGGGAAUUGUAUUUUUUUGUGUGAAAACGGAACUCGUCACUUUACGUCAUCAUUCGGUCAUGCAGUAGCUGGUAGCAACACCUCGCAACGGAGAGAGCUUGGAAUGGCGGCGGUGAGGAGAGAGAAUGACAUAGAAGAGUAUCUGGGCCAGAACCCGCAUGUUGCCCAGUGGAUCAACACUUUCAGGGGUUAUUGUGAGAGCAGCAAACAGUGGCGUGCUCGGAGGGAGUUCAUCCUGAGAAACAUGGAGGCGUACCCUGCAGUGAAACCAGGCGUCUCCAACACCAGUGUGGACAGGCUGCUGUCCUUGUCCAUGGUCUGGGCCAACCAUGUGUUCCUGGGCUGCAGCUAUCCACAGGCUGUCAUGGACAAGAUCAAAGGGAUGGGUGAAGAAAUAGUUGUUCGAGAUCCUCCAGUUCAUAAAACAAGAAGUGAAAUCAUGGCCAAAGGAAAGUGGAGCGCUCCAUCAGGCGGCACUGACGACAGCUGCGCAAAAAGGGGCAGAUACGGCCCUAAUGAGCCCGACGGUCGACCCGCCGGGAGAGCGUCCACACGGCCCACGAGUCAGAAAACGGGGCCUCUUCCGCAGGCUCCAGCAGAGCACCAGCCUUUCUUUAACCGCCUCUACAAGGCAGUGGCCUGGAAGUUGGUGUCAGCGGGGGGGUUCGGUCCCAACUUGGACCACUUUGAAAUACUUCGAAGCUGCGUGGAGUCGUGCAAGCAGACGCUGAGCUGCGUCUUUGUGCCGCUGAAGGACAUCACCGGCCUGCCCGCGGGUCGCACACAGAAGGAAGGCCACGUGUGCGAAAUUCGCUGCCAAUCCGUCUACAUGGGCACGGGCUACGGGCGGGACGAGGCCGCUGCCCGUUCCAUGGCUUCUAAAGAGGCCCUCAAAGUGUUUCAAGGAAGAAAAGUGACGGUAAAGAUUGCUAGACGGAGGUAUAAAGGGAAGGAUGUGGAGGAUUUAUUGCUGUUGGAUGAGCAGCCUCGGAAUCAGGGCUUUCCCCCCGCACUCACAUACCCUUUCCAGGAGGAGCACGCUGGGGAGAGUUGCUUCUAGACUGGACAAACUAGUCAUGUUGGACCUGCUUGUUAGCAUCUACUGAAUACAACACUGAAGAAAGACGCAGCGGUUUGGGAAUCACACCCUUGUACAUCUCUCAAAUAGAAUAGAAUAUGAUUUGGAGGGGAAACAUGAUUGCCUCAUGUCAGGUGCAGCAUUCCCCCACAACGCACGCCAGUACAUACAGUAGGCUACAUGAUCACAUUUCAUAACUUUGUUUUAAGUUGUGUGCACCUUUUUUUUUUUUUCUUUCCAUUCCCAGAGGAUUCUCCAAUAUUGUUGAGCCCGAGUUAAGAUUUGCUCUCCUCAAGUUACCAGGGAAACAAAGACUGCUUGCUUUGAUGAAUUCAUUCUGUUAAAAGGUUGUGCUGCACCUGGAUUCUGUUAACCAAGCCAUUGAAAGGGUUGUUAUCAGCUCACGGUUGAUAUGCAUGUUCAUCAUCCUGUAAAAAUCCCAGGUGUUUUCUUUAUUUAAUCAAUAUUUGAUUUAUUUUAUGUAAAAAAAAAAACCCCAUCAGGCCAGGGCAGUCAAAUAUUGAAAUUGUCAAGCUUAUAUUAAGUGCGUUGCCCUGGUAACAGUCCAAACUCAACAUUUGCCUUCUUUUCAUAGAACAGCAAGAAUCAUCACUCCUUGGGCAAGUUACCUUGAAACAUGACUAAAAUGAAUAUGAGUAAUACUUUCUGUGGAGUCAUUGUUGCUCUGCAUUGAUGUUUCAACUGGCAUAGCAUACAUGCAACCUUUUUUUCUACGCGGUAUAGUGCUGUCGUUAUAAUACCACAAAGAGUUUGUGUCAUGGACAGCUUUGAUUAGAAGUCAUGGGUGACGUUCACCCAUCACUUUUUUUUUGGGACUAACCUGAGUUUCCGUUUGAGCCAUUUAAGCAAGAUUUGUUGAGCAUUUUGGAAGGUAAAUUGCUGCAGUGUCUGGGUUGAAGUUGAACAGGGUUAUAUGAAAAACAUAAAUAUUCUCACUGUUCUUUGUGACUGUAAGUUUACAGCAGUGGUUUCUAUGUUUUCCUUUUUGAAUAAACAAAUCAAACUUCA
Messenger RNA from Dunckerocampus dactyliophorus (ringed pipefish), 2252 nucleotides. It is a transcript of the gene cdkn2aip, whose product is annotated as CDKN2A interacting protein. The coding region runs from base 249 to 1205 and encodes 318 amino acids. The transcript has 4 exons. Lineage: Eukaryota; Metazoa; Chordata; Actinopteri; Syngnathiformes; Syngnathidae. The record is from RefSeq and is a predicted model, not a curated record. Gene Ontology annotation, cellular component: nucleoplasm; nucleolus.